Molecule: messenger RNA, 1641 nt
Organism: Chlamydomonas reinhardtii
Lineage: Eukaryota; Viridiplantae; Chlorophyta; Chlorophyceae; Chlamydomonadales; Chlamydomonadaceae
Exons: 9
Coding region: 35-1153 (372 amino acids)
Source: RefSeq, a predicted model, not a curated record
GUUUUCCGUUUCGAUCUUAUAAAUUUUCAAAGAAAUGCACCUACGUUAUAGCAUUGUCGCUUUGCAUUUGAUUCUUCUUGCGCCCCCACUCGCGUCGGCAUGUUGGUUCCCGAGCAGUCACAAGCGAUCCCGCGCGAGUAGAAAGGAACAACACAUAUGGGCCAGCCUGAAUGGUUGUUCGCCUCGCACAGCGUCAUGGCAGGCCGACUAUUUCCUCGCUCGCCUGAAUGAAAGUGGCCGAGGCUACACCUCAUGCGCGAGGCACCACUGGCUUGAAAAAUUAGCAACCCUCGGCCAGAACGGCUCGGGCCAGGCGACCAUCAUCGACAUCGGCUGCAACCGGGGAUACUUCACCAGCACCGCCCUCAACUAUUGGGCGCCGGGGUUUGGCAACCACAACCGGCUUGUGCAUGAGGUGCACCAGGCCGGGGGGCAGUACGGCGGUGGGGCGUGCGGCGUGUGCGGCGACUGCGUGCACGGCCCCGCCGCGCCGGUGACGCUGCAGCCGCAGGACGAGGUGGACGUGCACUGCUUCGAGCCCUCACUGUGGCACCAGAGGGCGCUGGGGGCGGUACGGGCGGCUCUGUACGGGCCAGUGGACGCGCCAAAGACAGACAAGGGCACGGCGGUGCGGUGGCACGUCCUGCCGUACGCCGUGUCGAACGCCACCGGCACCGCGCACUUCCCCACCAACUGCACACACGAGGAGUGCAACUUCGACCUGAACGAGCAGAAGGCUGAUGUGAAUGUCACCACGGUGGACGACUAUAUGAAGCAGGCGCGCAUCCGCUAUGUGGACGUGCUCAAGAUAGACACGGAGGGUUUCGAUCCGGCAGUCCUGGCGGGCGCCUACAACACACUUAGGCGGCACCGAGCUGAGGUGUUAUCUUUCGAGUACCAUGGAUUCUGGUUCCGCUCCGGCGGCACGCUGCGGCUGUGCCUGGACUACUUGGAGGAGCUGGGCUACAGCUGCUUCUUCGACGCCCCCCUGCUGUUCAAACUGACGGGGUGCUGGGACCCGCGCCUCGAGAUCAAAGAGUGGUCGAACAUCGUGUGUGCGGUGCGCGGCAGCGAGACGGAGGCGGAGAUGAACGCCCUCACGGCACUGAGGCAGCAGCGGGCGGCGCAUCAAGCGCACGAGGGGCGGCGGUAGCAGGGGCGGCGGCGAUGUAUGGCAGAGGUGCUGUCUGCGUCGUGUAGCGCUAGCUGUGGUGCUCCACCCUGCGUCGUGAGACUGCUGCGGAGCCAUGUUGCUGGCAAGACUGCGAAAUCAUGCGUGGGCCGGGGACUGCUAAAAGCAGGAGGCGGCGAUAGAGUACGUGUGCGGCUGGAGAGUGGGGGCGGCGAAGGAGUGGGUGCAUGGUGUUCGUUCCCGCACACCACGGGUGCAGGCGGUGCGGCGCUGCGUGUGCCGUACAUGAUGUGGAAGGAAUCGGGUGGGGGGCAGGGGCAUCGAUCGCCAAGAUGAGGCAAGGAUGAAUGGCGUGUGACUGGUGCUGGCGCUGGCGCUGAGCUGGGUGCUGUGUGGAGUGGCGUGGCAGUACGGUGUGCCUGGUGGGCGAGGCGGCCUCAGGUAGGUAGGGCGGGUGCGGACGUGCGGUCAACCCGGCUCGUGCCGUUGCCGUAAUGACAAGAUGGAGG